Messenger RNA from Vespa crabro (European hornet), 1857 nucleotides. RefSeq names its product cell cycle checkpoint control protein RAD9A (gene Rad9). Gene Ontology annotation, cellular component: checkpoint clamp complex. NCBI's taxonomy places the organism in Eukaryota, Metazoa, Arthropoda, Insecta, Hymenoptera, Vespidae. Bases 353 to 1636 code for a protein of 427 amino acids. The record is from RefSeq and is a predicted model, not a curated record. Gene Ontology annotation, biological process: cellular response to ionizing radiation; mitotic intra-S DNA damage checkpoint signaling; DNA replication checkpoint signaling. The transcript is spliced from 6 exons.
UUUUACAAGCGUGAAAGAAGAUACAAUUUGAAUGCAUAUAUGAGGCUCGAAUUUUAAGUGGCGGGAACAUUUCUGAAUUAUUUUACGUACAAGCACUUUACUUUUAAUUUACAAUUAAACGAAGUCUUAUUUAAUGAUUACAUCGAAUUAAGUUUAAAGAAAAUCAUGAAGUGCGUCAUACCUGGGGGAAAUGUGAAAAGUAUAUCUAAAAUGAAUAUUUUACCUAGGUUAUGUUAUGUCACAGAUAUAAAACAUUUUCUUUUAAUGAAAUAUAUUUCUUUUAUAAGGACAUUUAAGUGAUUUAUAAGUUGUAGCAAAAGCCAUCCAUGCUCUAGCGAAGAUUGGAGAUGAAAUGUAUGUACAACCUCAAUCAAAUAGCUUAUCCUUUCGUGCAAUUAACAUGGCCAAUUCUGCAUACGCUGACUUUACUUUUUUUGAGAAUUACUUUUCGUAUUAUGUAUUCGACGAUCUUGAGGAAGACGAUGCUCUUAAGUGUAAAAUUUCUAUGAGGAGCGCUAUGACAGUCUUCAAAACACCAAAUAUGAUAGAUAAACAAGUAGAAACCUGUCAUAUUGAGUUAAAGCCAAAUGCAGAUUUUCUUUUUAUUACUUUAAAAUAUAAAAAUAGCAUCAUAAAGAAACAUAUUUUGCCGAUCAUAGAUAGUGAAAAAUUACAGGCUACAUAUAUAAAAGAUAGUGCGACCAAUCAAUUAUCCGCGCAGUCUAUUAUACUUGGAGAUGCUAUACAAAAUUUCCAACAAAAUUUAAUUGAAAUCACUCUUGAAAUUCUACCACAAAAAGUUUUGCUUAGAAAUUAUAUAGAUGAUACGUCUAACAUAGCUAAUGUAACAAGGACACAGUUGGUACUUGGUAGAGGUGAAUUUGAUCGAUAUUCAGUUAAUACAGAGACAACGAUUACAUUUUGUAUGAAAGAGUUGAAAGCAAUUCUUAAUUUUGCUGAAUUUGUUAAAUUACCAAUUAAUAUGUAUUUAGAAAGCGCAGGAAAACCUGCUGUGUUUGUAUUAAAAAAUCCAACUUUGGAAGUAAAUUUGGUAUUGUCUACUUUAAAUACUGAAGUUGAUAGCCAAUCUGAGACAACUGUUACCGAGAAAGCAGUCAAGCCUAUACGAAAGAGGGCUACAGUUAAAAGAUCAACAAAACGAUCAUCUAAAUCUUCAAAUAGAACAAAUAAUACAUCAUUUUCUAAUACUACAGUUAUAUCGAAGCAAAAGGAAUCAAGUGACAUAAAAAUAGGAAAAGAAGUGACAAAUAAUGAUGCUCGUGUAUCAUCAAAAGAACAUAAUCAAAAUGAUAUUGUAACGGAUGCGAAUACAUCGAGUACAAAUGAUAUAUUCUCAAAACCUAAUGUAUCUAAUAAUGAAAAGAAAUUAGCACAUAAUAUAUUUUCAAACAUAUUAAAAAGAAAGUCUGGUGAAGGUUGUACAAAAUAUCUGGAUAAUGUCGUUGGAGAAAAGAACAAUGAUGAGUUAGAAAAUACUGUGCCUAAAUCACCAUCUCCUCCGUCUAAGAAAGCACGCUUUAUCUUCAGAAAAUGUUUUCAAACAACAUUUGAUCCACGAAUGUUGCCUGGUCAUGAUACUAUUCUAGUUGAAGAUUCAGAUGAAAACAGCGAAUGACUUUGUUAUUUAUUUAAAAUAUUCUUAUGAACUUUUGUCGGAUUAAAAAAUAUCUAUUUGGAAAUUUCUUCUUUCAACUUAUUAAUUGAAGCAAGUUAAAUAAAGUUGUAAGUAAAGUUCUUGAUCUCACUGGAUGCUACAAAAUGUUAACUCUUAAUUUUGUAUCAUAAUGUACAUAAAUAUUAUUAAACUAUAUCUUGUUCAUCGAUAAAUUAGAAAAA